AUGGCAAUGCGCAUCGUCCCCUCCUCCAACCACACAACCACCCACACACACCUCCAAACUGCCUCCCUCGGCGCCCCCUCCGCCCCCGGCCUCCACGACACCCUCCGCCACGGCGUAGGUCCCACACAAACCUCCUCCCUAAACAGCCAACCAGACUCUUCUCACCCCCUGGAAACCCGUCUCAAAAACUGGGAAGCAACACAAGAAUCCCUCAAGAUGGCUGGUCUACGUCGAACCUUCGGUAUGAGCGAACCUAUCCGUAGAGGAAUGGAAUUGAAGAUUACGCGGGAAGGUGAAUGGAGACCGCUUGCUUUGGGGGGUGGGGGACCAGGUGUUCAUGAGGAGAUUUUGAGGGGGAGUGAUGCGACGAUUUCGUGGGAGGAUGUUUUUAGGGGGGAUGAGAUGAGGAGUUUACCUGGGUUUCAUGAGGAGGUUGAGAGGAAGGUUAAGAUGGGUUUUUAG
Sclerotinia sclerotiorum 1980 UF-70 is the source of this 462-nucleotide messenger RNA. RefSeq lists its product as hypothetical. The record is from RefSeq and is a predicted model, not a curated record. Bases 1 to 462 code for a protein of 153 amino acids. NCBI's taxonomy places the organism in Eukaryota, Fungi, Ascomycota, Leotiomycetes, Helotiales, Sclerotiniaceae. The transcript is spliced from 2 exons. Gene Ontology annotation, cellular component: cytoplasm; nucleus. Gene Ontology annotation, biological process: proteasome assembly.